AUGGCUGUGCUGUGCAAGGUGGCAGUACAGGAGGCGACUCAACCCAGAGAAGGACCCACAAGCCAACUGGACGAAACCAUUAACGAGGCAAAAAGACUGGCUGAGGAGCUCAACCCAGAACGGGAAAAUAAGAAGAAAAAGACAAACAAGCCUCCAGGGAUUAGGUUCAGAUGGAGACAAAGGGAUGAGAGAGGACAGAUUGUUUCUCAAACCAGGAAGGCAACUACAUCCACUUCUUUUGCUCCAAGGGCCAGUACAUCAAGAGCCAGACUAGUGCAACAUUUAGGGCCAGUCACUGAGGAAGAAUCAGAGACGAGUACCAGUGGUUUGGAAUCCACUCCAGUUUUAAACAUUGAUGAAGAAAUAUCAAUACUUCAUAGAGAAAUUAACAUCCUCCUAGCUGACUUAGAAGACCCUGAGUGUUCAAAUCCUGCUGUGCCUGGUGCAUCACACAGUUGGAGUGUGAGGAAGGAACUCUCACAGGAUAGGUGGAGGGAGUCCAGGCCUGAGAUUGUAGAUUCUCUGCUGGCUGCAGAGCAUGCUUCUCAGAAGAUCUGUCAGUCAUGCAAUGUGAAAAGGGCUAUUCUGCGAUGUAGAGACUGUCUGCCGAAACAGCUUUACUGCGAAGACUGCGAUGUCUCUACACAUGCAAAGUUCCCCCUGCACAACAGAGAGUCCAUGGUCGAGGGGUUCUACACGCCCCUUCCUCCAACUACAGCCAUAUCCCUCCACAGUGAUGGGAAAUAUGCACUUCAUGAACAGGAUUGUUUCUUACCAUUGGAUGUACCAGAGGUGAUAUGUGUUUGCCUGACAAGCACCAUCCAUGUUGGCCCUGGGAAACAUAUCAUCCUCGUAGGAAUAAAUGGUUGCUACAAUGUCACAGUGCCUGUGCUUACCUGCACAACUUGUCUUAGCACCUGGACAGCAAACUUGGCAGAUCUGAUAAAGAAUGGGUACUGGCCUGCCACUGUCAACUGUGACACCAUAUACCAGGUAGAUCUGUUCAGCUCUUUUGAGGAGCUGAAAGUGUCACCCCCAGGAAUGUCCCGUCUGGCGUUUAUGCGGAUUUUGGAGCAGCGAACUGACUACUUUGGCAGGGUAACAAUCAAUUAUACUCAGCUUUACCAAUGUAUGACUUCAGGUUAACUAUGUUACAUUUUGUUACAACACUUUGUGUAACAUAACUUUAUUUCCAGUACUAUAACUAUGUUAAAACUUCAGAUCUCUUGCUACAGUAUGUGUUAGCCUCCUGCACCACUGUCCUGCCAUGCCCCUUAUCUGUGCCACUCUUGCUACAGUGUGUGUUAGCCUCCUGCACUACUGUCCUGCCAUGCCCCUUAUCUGUGCCCCUCUUGCAUCCAAUAUUUCUGCUCUUUACAACAUAAAUACUCGUCUUACUUUUCCAUUGACUUUCACCUGCUUUGCUGUCAACACUAUGUACUGGCCCUACUUUAACUCAAAUCCAGUCAGCCAUAGUGAAUUAUAGUAUGUUUUGUUUAUACUAUUGUUGUAAGUUAUUUAAUAUAUUUUCUAUAUGUAUUUUUCCCUUACCAGAACGGACUGAUCUGUGGGGACACUUUUCAAAAAAGCUUCUUUGAGUGGACGUACUGCCGCUCUGAAAUUGAUCAGGUCUGUGAUAUACAGUACUUUGACUGCCCAGCCUGUUCACCCAGCAUGCUUGCAGUGUCAGUGGACGGGAACAAGAAGCUGUAUCGAUUCAAAAAAGGGGUUAUGGAAAAGGGGUAUGUGGAGCAUCCCAGUGGACAGCAGCUAAAGAGUCGUCAAGGAAAACAAACAACAAACUUGAUGAAGAGGGACUGGAAGUUGCCGUCUGCCGCCACGGAAUACUUCUAAGGAGCCUCAACAUGAUGCGUGGAGAGAUAUUUGCGUACCCACUGUUCUUGCAGAAGGAAUUGUCUGGCAGCAGGAACAUACAAUUCAUGUGUACGGAUGUGAUCUGCAAAUUUUGGUCAGGAUAGUUAUGAAUUU
Molecule: messenger RNA, 1989 nt
Organism: Salvelinus fontinalis (brook trout)
Lineage: Eukaryota; Metazoa; Chordata; Actinopteri; Salmoniformes; Salmonidae
Exons: 9
Coding region: 1-1146 (381 amino acids)
Source: RefSeq, a predicted model, not a curated record